UUUUCCCAGCCCUCUCCUCCCGCCUCCACCUCUCUCUGUGGGACCCAAACUUGUUUCAGGAAAAGGAGCCUGAACAUUUUUUUCUCUCCCUCGCUGGAAGAAACAGGACAGCCGCCUCCGUGCCAAAGAGAAGGCGUAGACUUCCUCCACACAUUUCCUCCGCCAUCUCCGCUUUCGAGACUCUAAAGUUUUUGUGGAAUCUUUUUUGAAGGAGAAGAGGAGUUUUCUACCUUUGUGCCCCCAGACACCACCUGGUUGUUUUGUUUUUCUUUCCUUCAAAGCGGCAGAAAGGAGGAUUUCUCCAGCAGACAUGGACUGGGGAACAGAUCUUUGGGAUCAGUGUGACCACAUCGACAAGCACACACAGUCUGGUAUCGACCUGGUGGAGCGAUACAUAAAGUUUGUGAAGGAGCGGACAGAGAUAGAGCAGAGCUAUGCCAAACAACUCAGGAAUCUAUCAAAGAAAUAUGCCAAGAGAGGGAGCAAAGAUGAACAAGACUGCAAAUUCAGCAACCACGCAUCCUUCCAGGAGAUCCUGAACGAGCUUAACGAUUACGCUGGCCAGCGAGAGCUCAUCGCUGAAAACAUGAUGACCGCGAUCUGCGUGGAGCUCACCAAGUACCUUCAGGAUCUCAAACAGGAACGCAAAACACACCUCUCUGACGCCAAGAAAGCCCAGCAGAAUCUGGAGAGCAGCUUUAAACACCUAGAAAGUACUAAGAAGCGUUUUGCAAAGGAGUGGGCAGAAGCAGACAAAGCCACCCAACAAGCAGAGAAAAUAGAAAGCGACCUCAGUUGUACCAGACUGGAAGUUGAAAAGGCCAAGCAGCACGCCCACAGCCGCACUCACACAGCAGAGGAGUGCAGGAGCGACUACGCAGCCGAGCUCCAGAAGUACAACAAGGAGCAAAACUUCUUCUACUACACAGAGAUUCCACAGAUCUUCAAUAAAAUGCAGGACAUGGAUGAGCGGAGGAUUCGGCGGCUGGCGGAGGGUUACUGCCAGUUUUCAGACAUCGAGAAGAAGGUGCUGCCAAUCAUCUCCAAGUGUUUAGAAGGAAUCUCUGCAGCAGGGGCCAAAAUCAAUGAAAAACAGGACUCGAUACUGUUCAUAGAACAGCACAAGUCUGGUUUCGAGCGACCUGGAGAUUUGGAGUUUGAAGAUUACAGCCAAGGAAUCAAACCAGCGAGCUCCGACUCGAGUUUAAACCCACCCAAAGUGCGCACCAAGCUCUGGCCUUUCAGCAAGAAGCACAAGCCACCAGCUGCCGAGGAUUUCUCUCACCUUCCUCCAGAGCAGAGGAAGAAGAGGCUGCAGGCGAAGAUCGAUGAAAUCACCAAAGAGCUGCAGAAGGCACUGGAUCAGAGUGAAGCUCUUGAGAAGAUGAAGGGUGUGUAUGAGCAGAAUCCACAGAUGGGAGACCCCUCCAGUCUGGAGCCACAGAUCACAGAAACUGCCCAAAACAUCGGCCGCCUGAGGGGGGAGCUCGCCAAAUAUGAGACGUGGCUCUUAGAAGCAGUGGGAGGAGAAGAUCCUUCAAACACCAUCAACAAUAACUCUCAAAAUAGUGUGGUAGCAUCUGAAACCACUCAGAACAUCUACACAGAAUUCGAAGACGAGUUUGACGAGGUAGAAGGUCCUAUUGGCCAGUGCACAGCUCUCUACACCUUUGAGGGCAACAGCGAGGGCACAAUUUCCAUUACAGAGGGAGAGAUGCUGAGUGUAAUGGAGGAGGAUAAAGGAGAUGGAUGGAUGAGAGUCCUCAGAGCCAGUGGAGAAGAGGGCUAUAUACCUUCAUCCUAUGUCAAAGUUGCCCCAUAACACACACACGUAAUCAUACAUUUAGAGCUUGUGGUGGAAAGUUAACAGCCCGAGGUGAAUACAAAGUCAUCCAUGAUAAUUGGAGCUGUUCUCUACAUCUUUUAUCUCGGCCACUGACGUGUACGGGGAGAUGAAAGUGAGUGAUUACAGAGCUUGUUAUCAGGGCUGAUUGCAAUUAUCCCACAGUCCUCAUUUCUGCUGGCAGCAGCACAGUCCGUCUCCAAACAGUCAUCGUCAGGCCUCUCUGAUCUUUAUAGAUUUCAGCUUUUUUUGGACCAAACUUUUGAAUGUAUACCUGAACUUUUAGUCACAGUUUAGUGACGUCUCAUGUAUCAUAUUCAUGCUGUUUUUUUACAUCAGUAUAUCCAUGCACUUGACUUUCCUGUUGCCACUUUAACAACCUGCUGACAUUUUCUGUUUGUAACACCAACCUUCUGCAUAAACCUCUUUUCUGACAGGAUAAUGUGAUUUUUUUUUUUUUAGACUGGAUUAAAAACCACUACUAUACAGGGAUAGAAAAUAAAUGAUCCCUCCAUAGACUAUCAUGGUAAAUGAUAGGUUCACAUUUUUGCGUGCCCUAUAAGCGCAGUAGUCUUUAGUAACCAUAUGGUUUCUCACUACAACUGUAGAAAAUAUUGGAUGAAUCCUUAGCGAUAUCUUCCUGAACAGGGCUUUUGAAGCCAAUCGAUGGCUGAAAUUCUGUCUCGAACUAACUUUGGAUCAGCCAAGAAACGGACAAGGAGGUGAAGCUGAAGGGCCUCAUGAUGCUUGGUGCAUGGUGGCCACGUUAUGAUUGUGUCAUGGCUUGAUAGGCAGAAAAAUGAUGAAUAGAGAGCCAUGUUUGCCUUGUAUUAACAGAUAUGUACACCCACACUGGUAGAAUAUUUUUGCAAUCUGUUUCUGGGUGUUUUCCACAGCCUCACAAUACAAUACAUACCAUGAUACGUGUUGAAAUGUGAUAAUAAACAUGUCGUAAUAGGCAUGUCCGACACCAAUAGCCACUACAGCAGCCUGUCUUUAUUGUAAAUGGUAAUAGAAGAGGUAUAGUUUUAAGGUUCUUACACUUUUAAACACUCAGAUCCUCAGAGAUCUAAGGAAAUCAAAAGAAUCUAUUUCUUAUCAUCUAUCUAUCCAUAAAUGCAAAUGCAAUGCCUGAAGCAGCUGCCCCAGUUGAAGCCUUGGUCAUCAGUGCUGCUGUACAGCUCAAGUCUUUACAAAUCAAGCAUAAAGUGCUGCUUACGAUUUCCUGAUCCAGUUAAGAAGUUGAGGGAAAUUUCAACUUAAAAGCGCCAUUCAGUGCAAGUUGGGUGACACAGAUUAGCCCAGUGGCCUAGCUGCUGGUGCUAGCAUAAACCAUUUUCAUGCUCAUCCUGGCAUGUGAGACUUGUUUUAAGAAUUCUUGAAAAUGUGAACCUAACAUCUUUACCCCAUACACAACGUACCAGCUAAAGCAAAAUUUGCACAGAAAUUUUGGAAUGAGUUUGCGAAUUUAAGAUGCAAUUUUUGAAAAAGGGAAAGCACAAUAGCAAUGAUGAUCAAAGUUCUGUGUAAAGUAAAUCUACACUGGUUUGCCUUUGUAAUCCUGUGCAAACACAAACAUUUAAAAAGCAAUAAAAGAACUGACACAGGAUUAAAAAGAGACAAAAAUCUGAGUUUUGAGAUUCAGAGCCUCAUAAGAUCUCUAAUGACAUCUUAAAAACAUUUCCAUGCACUUUUAACAUCUGAAGAGUGUGAAGAUCCACUUAAGAAAUAUUUUAAGACAUGAAAAUACUCUCUUUGAAUAUUUUUGUGUCUCAUGCACACAAAAGUCAGAAUUUCCCCGACAACUCUCAUUUCUUCCUCCCUUUCUGAAUAACCCAAAGCCUCUGAAUAUUGUAAUGUUGUUCAUUUAAAUGUCAAAAUGCUGCUUUUGUUGACUUUGUACCAGAGGGUUCAAGUUUCUACUUCAUACUUGUAUGCAAAGAUCAUGUUUUUAAAUGCUUUAACUUGGAUUUAAAGUUAGCACAGAAAAACUCUCCUCUUCCAGCAGAUACUCUUUAAAGCAGUGGUUCUCAACUGGCAGGGCGGGAUCAGAAAGUGGGACAUGGGGCAGUUCUUAGUUUGUUAUGAUGGUGGCAAAAGUCUGAUGUAUGAAAGCCUUUAGCAUCCAUUUAUUUUAUGAUUGUCUGUUAAUCCAUAAAAGCAGCUACCUUUAAGCUGUUUACUUAAAAUCUUGAAUUAUUUCUUUAAUCUUUUUGGGGUAACAAAGCUCAAAUAAAAACCAACCAAAUAUAAACUCAGAAAUAUGGUAAUAUUUAGAGAGUAUUUACCUAAUAAUAAUGUGUUAUUUAUCCAGUAAUUCCUUGUAACGUUGUAGCGAUUCUUUGGUAAUUAGGUGGUAAUUCCCCUAUAAUUCCAAUGCAAUUUUUUGGAAGUUUCUUAAUGCCUCUCUUCAAAAUUUUAGGAUGAUUUUUAAGGUCAUUUCUGAAUACAUUCCCUCAUAAUUCACAAGUAAUUUGCUGGGAAUUUCUGCAAAGCAGCCCACUCGGUUAAGUGGGCAAGCAGUAAAAAAGGGUAUAUAGACAUGCAUACAGCAGGAGGUGCAAAUAAUCGAUUCUUGAGACUCCAGUAACACUAUGGGGUUUUUUAGGUGUUAAUUUUUGUCAGAAACACUAGAAAACCUUUAAAAGCUAUAUAUGCCCUUUACCUGGAAAUUAUGAAGGAAGGUAUUUAAAAAUUACAUUUAAAUUACUUAUUGAGCUCACUUUAAUUUAGUGGGAUGAUAUGCAGAAAUAACCUACAAAUUAUUUACAAAUAAUGAAGGAAUGUACGGUGGCCUGGAAGUGCAGUUCAAAAUUAAAAAGUCUGAAACAUUUUUGCAAAACUUGAAACAAAUUUACACAAGAGUGUUUAACAUUUCACAAAAUAAAUUAACAAUCAAAGAUCAAUUUACAAAGAAAACAAAUUUGCAUUUAACAAAAACAUAACAAAUGAUGAAAAUCUCUUAAAAGCUGAAACAAAUUAACAAGUUCCUAAAUACUUUAACAGAAGCACCUUCUUAAUUUGUCUCAGCUCAUGUAAAAGUGUUUAAUCAUUUGAAAGUGUUUUGUUAAACGGUGAUUUGUUUUAUUUGUUUAGGUAUUUUGCUAAUGUAAAAUUGUUUUAUGAAAUGUAAAAAUGUUUUGGUUGAUGUCAGUUUGUUUGAAGCUUUAUAAAAGUGUUUCAGGCUUUGUAUUUUUGUAUUGUACUGCCAGGCCACCGUAGGAAUGUAUUCAGAAAAUACCCAAAUUAGCCUAAAUGUCUGAAGGGAUACA
Molecule: messenger RNA, 5115 nt
Organism: Cheilinus undulatus (humphead wrasse)
Lineage: Eukaryota; Metazoa; Chordata; Actinopteri; Labriformes; Labridae
Gene: trip10b
Product: thyroid hormone receptor interactor 10b
Exons: 14
Coding region: 311-1822 (503 amino acids)
Biological process (GO): signal transduction
Molecular function (GO): protein binding
Source: RefSeq, a predicted model, not a curated record